AUGGCGGCAGCGGCGAUGUCCGGCGAGGCGCUCGUCGCGCACGUACUGAGCACCAACGGCGACGCGACGCGGCUGUUUGGCACCGGAAGCCUGACAGAGGAGUUCGCACUCAAGCGCGCGUACAAGGCGAUGGCGCUGCGCCUCCACCCUGACAAGAAUACACACGCCGGCUCGCACGAGGCAUUCCAGCUGAUGCAGCGGGCCUUUGAGGCCGCACUGGAGUCACUGCGGUCGAGGGCGCCGGCGCCAGCAGCAACGCAUGCGACGCCACCACCUCCCCCACCCCCGCAACAACGACAGCGGUCUGCUGCUGCUGCUGCUGCUCGUCCUCCGCCCUCUGAUAUUUACCAGCAACAACCACAAAAACAACGCGAACAGCAGCAACGUGGUGCGUUUUCGGAUAAUGACCUCUUUGAGAUACCGCUCCCACCUGAUGUUUUUGGUGAAUUCACGGUACCCAGUGGAGCAGCAGCAGCAGCAGCAGCAGAAGCGACUGAACAACAAGGGUCCAGACCACUGGAAAGGUGCACGAAGCCGCUCCCCGCAUUGGAUCUCUCUAGUAGUGACGGCGACAACAACGACGACCACUGGGAUGAGAGGGUCUGUCAGACCCCCAGGCGUGAUAAUGAGCAGGAAGGUGUGAAGAAAGAAAAAAAGACUGCGGAGCGACGGGCGGUGCGGCAUCAGAAACGGGAUGCGAGUCGCAGCAGCCUGAAACAAUUAUUCGCAGAGUUCAAUAUAUCGGAUGACGAGGGAGAAAAAGAACAGGAUCAUCACCCGGGCGGCAGCAGCAGUAGCGGGAGAGGCACGCAUAGGGAGCCAUGCUCAGCUCCACCGCGGCAACAACAGGAGCAGCCCAACAGUCAAAGGGCUACCACAAAUAAAGUUUGUGCGACGGUGGCGUGUCCGUCUUGUGGUGCAGGAAAAUUCCCUGUCCAAAUUAUGGCGGGCGUGGUGUGCCCAGCGUGCCGUUUUCAAUUUGUGCCCACCGCUGUAAGCAUGAUGGCUACGGAGCGUCAUGCGACUGGGCGUAAAAAGGGAAAUGCUUCGCUGGGAGAGAUGUGCGCAUGUGGUCGAGCAAAGAAAGGUCUGUGCUUUCUCUGCAACUGA
Trypanosoma grayi is the source of this 1110-nucleotide messenger RNA. RefSeq lists its product as hypothetical. NCBI's taxonomy places the organism in Eukaryota, Euglenozoa, Kinetoplastea, Trypanosomatida, Trypanosomatidae. The record is from RefSeq and is a predicted model, not a curated record. The transcript has a single exon. The coding region runs from base 1 to 1110 and encodes 369 amino acids.